Messenger RNA from Vespa velutina, 2258 nucleotides. It is a transcript of the gene Trmt6, whose product is annotated as tRNA (adenine(58)-N(1))-methyltransferase non-catalytic subunit TRM6. Gene Ontology annotation, biological process: tRNA methylation. Bases 649 to 2151 code for a protein of 500 amino acids. The transcript has a single exon. Gene Ontology annotation, cellular component: tRNA (m1A) methyltransferase complex; nucleus. Lineage: Eukaryota; Metazoa; Arthropoda; Insecta; Hymenoptera; Vespidae. The record is from RefSeq and is a predicted model, not a curated record.
UGAUAUAAAACAAUUUACGAACUAAUAACGUUCAUCGUAAACAAUAUUUAUAUUAUUUUUUUGUUUCUUUUUAAAUUAUUAAUAACGACACAUGAGAACGUUAUAUUCGCAAAGAGAAAAUUUACCAAAUACUUACUAUCUACAGAAUAAAUAUAGGUUAGCUUUUCAUUCUGAUGACUCUAGCAGUGAAAAUGUUGCGUACUAUUACACAUUUUAACAAAAAUAUUUUUUAAAAGAGAGAAUAUAGAUAUUUGUCGUAAAAUAAUUAUCUCGCCAAUUUUGUUAUAACAUAUAAAUAUUCCAUUGAUUAUUUUUACUAUUGUAUUUUAUCUUUUCAUAAAAUAUAAAAGUAAAUUAUAAUAUUUUAUAAUACAUAAAUGAAUAUUAAUCAUUCAAUUGUUGUUAAAAACGCGGUUACUUUUUCCUUUUUUUACAAUUAAUUAAUUGAUUUGAAUAAAAGUAUAAAUUAUAUUUACAUUAUAAAUAAUAUCACAAGGUGGUAAUGUAGUAUCAGUUACAUGUGCCAUUUAACUCACUUUAUAUGACCGCAUAUUUAAUACUGUUUAACCUAAAAUUGACGAGUCGUUACACUUAGAAACAUUGGUAUUAAAGAGAUUAAUUUUGUAAAAUAAAAAGAAAAUAUAAAGUAUGGGUGAAAACGAGGAUGUAAUUAAAGCUGGAAAUUAUGUGAUAGUGAAAAAACAAAAGUACACUAAAGUAUAUAAGGUGUCAUUAAAUGGAAUAUUAAUGUUAGGAAAGGAUGAAGUAGAUAUGCAAGAAAUAAUUGGUAAACCUUAUUGGACAACUUUUGAAAUGGUCCCAUCGAAAAAUAAUAAAAGAUCUUAUACAUUGAAGACUAUAAAAGAGGCAGAAUCUUGGAAUGAUUUAAAGAACACCGUAUCGAGUGGUUUAGACAAUCGUUGUAUCAUCAAUGAUGGUAAUUCUCAAAAAUUGUCGAAAGAAGAAAUUUUGCAACUUCAAGAAUCUGGAAAGUCUGGAAAGGAGAUAGUUGGUACUCUUAUAGAAAAUAGUAAAUCUUUCUCUGUAAAAACAGAAUACUCUCAAGAAAAAUAUAUAAAGAAGAAAGAACAAAAAUACUUUCGUUAUUUAAUAGUAUGUAAACCUACUAUAGUAUCAUUACACGAAGUAUACUUUAGACAAGAUCAUACACGUGUAGGAGGAUUAAGAAUGGAUGCUCUUUCUCAAUUGUUAUCAUAUAGCGAUGUUCAAUCGGAUGGAUUAUAUUUAUUAUAUGACAGUGGUUCACAAGGAUUACCUGGAGCUGCCAUAUUGCAUAGAAUUGGUGCAAAUACUACAGGAUUAUUAAUAAAUAUGCAUCCUGGAAAUAUACCUCAGUUAGCUAUUAUUCAAGCUAUGAAUUUUCCUAAGGAACAGAUUGAAAGACACAUAACAGUUAAUAUUUAUAGCUUUUUAAGAUUACAUUAUCAAGGGGAAUCAUCAUUAUUAAGUGAUAUAUCUCUUUGUAGAACAGUAUCUACUCCUACUACUUCUCAAUCUGAAAAUAAUGAAAUAUCAUUAAAUAGUAAUAACGAUUGUGAACAAGAAAUUAAAGUAGAAGAUAACACAGAAGUAUCAAAAGUUGGUCAAGCUAUAGAUAUUGAUAAGACUGAAACUACAAGCAAUGGAAUGCUCAAUAUGGAUACAAUUGAAGUGGAUAAAAAUUUAAUUUUGCAAAAUGUUAAUGAUACAAAUGAAUCUAAACUUAUGAGUGAUGUAAGUGAAGAAGAAAAAGUAGAAACAAGAAAAACUUUAAAACGCAAAUUAGAUGAUCCCAUUGAAACAGAACCUAUUAAAAAACCAAAAUGGUUAAUAGAAACGCAAUAUGCAUUGGAUCUUUUGAAAGGUUCUAAAGCUCGAGGUUUAGUUAUUGUGGCCAAAGAACAUCCUUUAAACAUCGUCAAAUCUUUGUUGCCUUUUCUUGGUGCAUCUAGACCAUUUGUAAUUUUUCAUGCUUAUAGAGAACCAUUACAGGAAACGUACAUAGCUCUUAAACAAACACAAAAUGUAGUGAAUUUAAGACUGUUUUCAAAUUUCUUACGUUCAUAUCAGAUAUUACCAGAUAGGACACAUCCAGAUAUUUUAACGAGCGAUACAGGUGGUUAUAUUUUAACAGGAUAUUUAGUCGAAUAAUGAUAUUAAUUAGACAAUAAUUUAAUUUCUAUAUAAAAAUAAGAAAAUCCAUAUACAUAAAUAAGAUGAAAAUAUAUAUAUAUAUAAAUAUAAAAUUUUCAAAAUGU